AUGGACAACAACUCAAAAUACUUCCACAUAAGAGCUAACCAAAGGAGAGUGAGGAAUAAGAUUGAGUCUCUACAGGCUCCAGAUGAAUCAUGGUAUCAAGAUAGAACUUCAAUUGAACAACUUCUAGUUUAUCACUUCAAGAAUAUCAGUUCUACAUCAAAUCCUGUGGACAGUUACCAUUUUCUAGAACAUAUCCCAGCAUGCAUCAACCAGCAUGACAACAAUGCACUUAUAUCAGUUCCAUAUGAACAAGAAAUAUAUAAAUCCUUAAUAUCAAUGGAUCCUUGGAGAUCACCAGGUCCUGAUGGUUUUCCUCCAGGCUUUUAUCAAACUCAAUGGAAGGUAGUAAAGGAUAAUAUCUGCAAGAUGGUUCAUGAUUUCUUUCAUUCUGGUCACCUCUUGAAGAAGAUUAAUAAUACUAGAGUCACAUUAAUCCCAAAAGUUAACUCACCUCAAAAGUCGUAA
Molecule: messenger RNA, 465 nt
Organism: Papaver somniferum (opium poppy)
Lineage: Eukaryota; Viridiplantae; Streptophyta; Magnoliopsida; Ranunculales; Papaveraceae
Exons: 1
Coding region: 1-465 (154 amino acids)
Source: RefSeq, a predicted model, not a curated record